Caenorhabditis bovis is the source of this 3888-nucleotide messenger RNA. The record is from the annotation of a GenBank genome assembly. NCBI's taxonomy places the organism in Eukaryota, Metazoa, Nematoda, Chromadorea, Rhabditida, Rhabditidae.
AUGGAUAAUCUUGAUCCAAAUGUUGCCAGACAUUUGACAUUGAAAAAGUGCGAGGAACGCAUCGAUGAUAUCAAUAAUCAAAUAUGGAUUCCUGAUGAGAUGCUCGGUUAUCGACUGGUCACCGUCAUCGAUGAGGGCCUCUCAGACGUUCUCGUCGGGUUUCGCGAUGACCAAGGGUUUUUCGAAAAGAAACGAAUCGAUAAAAAGGAUUGCCAAGUGCCGAGUCUCAACAAUUACUCGGAUGACUUAUGCACGUUGACUCAGCCGAAUGCAGCUACAGUACUCCACGCCCUCAAUCUACGGUAUACGAACAAUGUCAUACAUACCUAUUGCGGCUUGUUUUGUGUCGUUAUCAAUCCUUGGAAGAAUAUUCCGAUUUAUAGCGACGAAAUCAAAAGUCUCUAUCAAAAUUGCUGCGAAAUGCCGCCGCACGUGUAUACGGUAGCACAGAAUACAUUGCAUGGAAUACUGAAAGGAGGAAGGAAUCAAUCGAUUCUGAUAACAGGAGAAUCCGGUGCAGGAAAAACCGAAAACACGAAGAAAAUCAUCGAUUUCAUAUUAAAAUCAAGUGGAUCGAAUAAUACUAUUGGUGAACAUGUAGUGACGAGUGGCGUGAUUUUAGAAGCUCUAGGAAAUGCGAAAACUGUGCACAAUAAUAACAGCUCCAGAUUUGGAAAGUUUAUUCGCAUCGAAUUCGAUGAAGACUCGAAGCUAAUCGGCGGCAAAAUUGAAUGCUCUGCUCGACAAACCCUCGACGCUUUUAAUAAAAUUGGGUUCAGCGAGGAGGAGAAAAUCUGGAUGUUCCAGGUGUUGUCUGCAAUUAUCUGGAUCGGUGAUAUAAAAUUUGGUGAACGAAGUGGAAUGGAUUUGUCUUUUGUCGAGAGCAUGCAAGAAGUUAACAAUAUCGCCGAAUUGUUGGAAUUGAAAAGCUCGAAAUUGGUGGAUGCAUUGACACAGCCGACAAUUCGAGUUCACGACAAGUUGAUUCGAAAGAAUCAGAAUUUGGCAAAGACACUCAACUCAGCUUCUGCAAUGGCAAAAGUUCUAUAUGAGCGCUUAUUUUCGUGGGUCGUCCAGAAAUGCAACGACGCGUUUUCGGUGGAAGACACCGGAAAAAACUAUUUGACAACUCGAUUUAUUGCUGUUUUGGAUAUCGCCGGAUUUGAGAUUGUCGACAAAAAUUCAUUCGAACAGUUUUGUAUUAAUUAUACAAAUGAGAAGCUUCAGCAAUUUUUCAAUCACUUCAUGUUUGUUAAGGAGCAAAGUGAUUAUCUUGAUGAAGGGAUCAAAUGGAAUCAAGUGAAUUUCGCGAAUCAUCUUCAACCAACAAUCGAUCUUAUUGAAAAACCAAUGGGAAUUCUGUCACUAUUGGAAGAGGAAUGUGUGGUCCCGAAUGGAUCGGAGAAAUCUCUUUUGGAUAAAUUAUGCCAAAAUUUAGAGAAAAACGACUCAUUCAAAAAAGCGAAACAAACUCAACGAUGUUCGACAAUUCGCCAUUUUUCAAUUCGUCAUUAUGCUGGAGAAGUUGAUUAUAAUAUCGAUGGAUGGCUUGACAAAAAUCGAGACAACGUUGAGAAUUCGGUGCUUGAGAUUCUCUCGCAGUCCACUCAGCCACUCCUGAAAAUUCUUUUCCCAUCUGGAUCGGCAACUGCGAAUAUUUGCGCCGAUGUUGGAAUGAAGCGAGAAAGAUUCGCGAUUGGAAAAUCGAAAUUUUUCGCCAAAGUCGGAGUUAUUUCAGAACUCGAAAAACAAAGAAACAAUUAUAUAUCUGGAUUUGUCAUCCAAAUUCAAGCAAUUGUUCGAUAUAAUAAUGCUCAAAAAGAUUGCAUUGAAAGAAGAAUGAAAAUGAAUGCGAUUUCGACAAUUCAGCAGAAUGUGAGACAAUUCGCCGAAUUAUCACAAUGGCCAUGGUAUCGCAUCUACACACUAUCAAGAGGAUUAAUUCCAAGGAAUAGAGAAAAGAAAAGAAUCGAAGAACUUGAAGGAGAGAAAAAGAAAUUGUUAAGCGAGAUUGAAGUGCUCAAUGAGCAAUAUGAACAACGGGUGAAAGAGAACUCGAAAUUGUUCGCGCAACUUGAUGCUGAAAAGAAAGAGAAAGAUCGAAUUAGUGCGAAAGUUCAAGAAAUUGAAAUAGAAAGUCGAAAGAAAAUUGCCGAAAAAGAACGCGAAUUCCGAAAAACACUGGAAGACAUGGAACAGAAUGAAGAGAUUUUUAAUGUUUUGGAAAAGAAAUAUGACGAGCAACGAAAGAAAGUGAUGAAAAUGAACGAUGUGUUGCGUGAUUAUGAGCGGAAAAUUGAGCAAUUAACUAUGACUAAUAAUGAUAUUGAAGCGGAAAAUAUCAAGCUGAAAGAAUUGGCGAAUCGCAAUUCGAGUAUGCACGAUGAAUUGCAUAAGGAAUUAGCUGAGAAGACGUCAAACGUCGACAGUCUUCAGGCUCAAGUUCAGCGACUUUUGCAAGAAAACAAUGAGCAAAAAUUGACAAUUGCCAAACUUGAAAAUUCACUUGAAGAUGAGAAAGCUCGAAUGGUGCGUCUGAAUGGAAACAUCGGUGAUCUCCAGAAGCUGGUCACAGAACUCAAUGAUAAAAUCGCUCGUCUCGACGGUGUCGCGCUGGGUGAGAAGAAUGCGACGAGAAAAAUCGAACGCGAAAAAGAGAGACUGAACGAUGAACUGAACGCUGCGAAAGACGUCAUUCAGAAGCAGGCGAAAAAGAUUGACGAUCUUAAAGACGAGUGCCGAAACCGCGCGAAUAUCAUAUCGAAACUGGAAAAAAAGUUGGAAGAUAAGGAGGCGAUGAUGGCUGAUUGUGUGAAGGAAUUGAAGACAACACACAAAGAACGUGUCAAAGAACUCGAACAGAAAGUCGAAGAGGUCAAGAGGAAGAAUUCGAAGCUGGAAAAUGAGAACACGAGCCAAAAGAGCCAAAUUGAGCAGUUCCAAAGAGAAUCAUCAGUUGAUUCCGAUUAUGGAAGGUCAAGUUCAGGAAGACUCAGCAAUAUUGGAAGACAAUAUUCAUUAACAUCGAUUGGCUCAUUUUCAUCAAUUCGGACUAUUGGAUUACGAAGGAAAGAUUCCGAAUCUGAUAUGUCGGCGUCGAUGUAUUCUUUGAGAAGAAGGGAUUCGUUAUACGACAGUAUGUCGCAGAGUGUCACAUCUCCACCGAGUCUUCAACGAUCACCUUCGACAUCACAAGUCAUGGAAAAGGAGCGAAGGAUAAUGGAACUUGAAAGAGAAAAGGCUGCAAUUAACACGGAUCUACAAUUAGUUAAGCGAGAGCUCGAUGUGUACAAAUCGCAGUUAUCAGCUGUUGAAUCUGAAAAAGAAUCAUUACAACAAACAGUUCGAAAGCAGGCGACACAGAUUCAAGAAGUCACGAGGCAGUUCAAUUCAGCAGAGAAGAACGCAGAUAGUUUGGCUCUUCGCUUAAAGAAAGCAAUAGCAGAUUGCGACGAAUGGAAAAGGAAACAUGAGAAUAGUAUUCGAGAAAGCAAGGAUGAAAUAUUAGCAGAACGGAGGAGAGCGUUGGAAAGAGCCGAAGCUUCGGAGAAAGAGACGGAGCUCAAAUUCAGUAGAAUUGCCACAAUCGAGAAUGCGAAAACCGAAUUGAGCGCCGAAUUGGCGAGAACGCAAUCAGAGUUGGACAGAUGUCGAGCAAUUAUCAGUCAAUUAGAAGAGAACAUCAAAAGCCAGGAAACAUUGGGCGACAGUUUCGAGAGUCAGCAGAGGAAUAUGAACUUUGAAAUUGAAAGCCUUCGCGAUGAGAACUGUGCGUUGAAAGCGAAGAUUCGUCGACAAUACAAGCAAAUCGAACUGCUAACGCAACAAGACGAAACGAACGACGAGUUGAACCACUUUGAAAAUAAAAUUGACAAGUUUCUCUCGUAG